CAUAUUAAAACACAAUGCCAUCAAACCUCAGUUUUUGUGCAUAACUUUAGGUUCAAGCUGUGACUCAAAGUUCAGCUCUGAAAUGAUGUGUCUAUAAUUGUGUUUAUAAUUUUUAUACUCUGUAGUAUUACUUUUACAAUUACAGCAGUGUUACUUUUAGCCUGCACAUACCGAAAUGUCACACAUUAAUACUUCACUCCUAAACUCCUAAACAUGAUUGAAUAAUGAGCAGAAGGUGAGUGGUAUGUAAUGCACAUCUGUCCUAACCAUAUGCAGUUUAAACACACUAUAUUGCCAAAUGUUUUGGGACACCCCAUUCAAUUCAAGUGUUGUUUUUCAGCUGUUGGGUCUGGCCCCAACCACUGUGCCAGUGAAAGGAACUCCUAACGCUUCAGGAUACCAAGGCAUCUUGGACAACUUCAUGCUCCCAACUUUGUGGGAACAGUUUGGGGAUGACCCCUUCCUGUUCCAGUAUGACUGUGCACCAGUACACAAAGCAAGGUCCAUAGAGACAUGGAUGAGCGAGUUUGGUGUGGUGGAAAACUGCACAACCUGAUAGAACACCUUUGGGAUGAAUUAGAGUGGAGACUGCAAGCCAGACCUUCUCGUCCAACAUCAGUGUCUGACCAGUCAAGUUCACUGGUGUGCAGUAAGGUACAGGAAGGGAUCAUCCCCAAACUGUUUACCCAAAGUUGGGAGCAUGAAAUUGUCCAAAAUGUCUUGGUAUGCUGAAGCAUUAAGAGUUUUCCUUUCAAUGGAACUAAGGGGCCGAGCCUAACUCCUGAAAAACACCACCUGAAUUCAAUGGUUUGGAGGGGUGUCCCAAAACCUUUGGCAAUGUAGUGUAUUUUGCAUUUUGUUCUUAAUUAUGUACCUAAUAGCUUAUAUUUCAGAUCUGAUGCUACCGGGCUUUUUAAAAGAUUAAAAUUUUUUUGCAUAACUGUAUUUCAGCCGUAGCCAGACAGAAGGGUGUGUGCUUGGGUUACAUAAUAAUCACCAACAUGUCAUUGCCAAGUUGCAUUUAAAGCGAGGGGUUUCGUCCUUCCUCUUGGCAACGUUUGUUCUUUCUCUUGCUCCUGCUGCUUAAAAGCGACGUGACCAGAAAUGUAACCACACACUGCCCCUCAGUGCUGACUCUGGCUGCUGAUUCUUGCUCAUGUCGGUUAAUGUUACACAGAAUUUACACUUCGACUGUUGCACUUUCGACUGGUACCACGGGUGCUGUGUGACACCUUCAGGGCUGUUCAAAGUUUGAUCAGAGUUGAUCAGAAUGACGGCGAUAAAAAUUAUGGCCGUGGCUCCUUCUCCCCGGGGGAAGUCUCGUCCUUUCUUCCUGGAAGUGUUCUGCCGCACUCUUAUCAUCGUGUGUAUGGUUGUCUCCAUUGUCCUGUCCUCCAUCGCAGUGUGUGAUGGACAGUGGCUGCUGACUGAGCGCCGCAUGUUUGGCCUCUGGUUCUUCUGUGAGAACUCUGGGGGUGCACCCUCUAACUGCACCAGGAAUAUUGGAGAAGAAGGGAGCCAGCUCUUGGAGAACGGGCUCAGUCUGUGUCGUUUUGUUGUCUCUCUGGCUGUGGUGAGUGCCAUCUUUGGCCUGGAGCUGCUGGUGUUAUCACAGGUGAGCGAGGGACAGCCAUCUCAGAAGCGGUGGCAUCUAGGGACAUGGCUUGUACUGCUGGCUGCAGGGUUGGCUGCUGCAGGGGUCCUGACAUUUGUGUUCCUUUUGUGGGAUGAUGCUACACCUCUGGGACUCACACUUACCUUCUGGUGCCAGUUCACUGCAACCUUCCUCUUCUUCCUCAAUGGUAUGGCAGCAUGGCACAUCCAAAAUAUGGCAUAUGUUCUGCCCUCUUGUGGUGAUGUGGGGAAACCAUAGACAUAGGGCUUUUCAGGACUUAGCACUGCUGGGUUAUAUACAUUAGUUUAUAUCAUAAAGCUGGAUUUAUUUAAGUUAAUGAGCUUAAUAGUUUAUCUGAAAGAACUGUACAGUUGAACAGAUUUUGAGUUAUGCCUACAAAUAGUUUAUUCAGUUCUUAAACUGUAAACUUAAUAAAGACUUUUCACAAUUCCACAAUUUAUAUCAUGUAUAUUUAAUAAAAUGUCUUAUUAUAUAUUUUUCACACA
Hemibagrus wyckioides is the source of this 2121-nucleotide messenger RNA. It is a transcript of the gene tmem37, whose product is annotated as transmembrane protein 37. Lineage: Eukaryota; Metazoa; Chordata; Actinopteri; Siluriformes; Bagridae. The transcript has 2 exons. The record is from RefSeq and is a predicted model, not a curated record. The coding region runs from base 1271 to 1873 and encodes 200 amino acids. Gene Ontology annotation, cellular component: membrane. Gene Ontology annotation, molecular function: calcium channel activity; voltage-gated monoatomic ion channel activity.